Molecule: messenger RNA, 786 nt
Organism: Serinus canaria (Common canary)
Lineage: Eukaryota; Metazoa; Chordata; Aves; Passeriformes; Fringillidae
Gene: CKLF
Product: chemokine like factor
Exons: 4
Coding region: 70-498 (142 amino acids)
Cellular component (GO): membrane
Source: RefSeq, a predicted model, not a curated record
UCUCCCCGGCUCCCGGCGUCGUCCCGUAGUCCCGGUUCCUCCGCGCACCGCCCAGGCCGCUCGGCCGCCAUGGGGCGGCUGCAGGUGGACCGGGCCUUCCCCCGCUCGCCGCGGGGCGCGCUGAAGAUCGCCCGCACGCUCCUGGCGCUGACCGCCUUCAUCUGCUUCGCGGCCUCGGGCUCGCCCGGCGCCUAUACGGCGCUGGCUGGCAUGGAGACGGUGAUCACCCUCCUGUUCCUGCUGCUCUACCUGCUGAGGCUCGACACGCGGUUGCGGUUCCUCUUCUGGCCGCUGGCUGAUAUUUUCAACUCGGUGAUUGCAGCGUUGUUCCUGCUCGUUGUGGGCUUGUUUGCAAUAAUAAUCAAGACCAACAAGGGAACAUUGGUUGGAGGAGUGUUGGGUCUUAUAUUGCUUGUUCUCUGCAUUGUCGACGUGGUUCUUCUUUGCAAGAAGAUUAGCCAUGAUAAAGCAAGAGGAAGGAGUGCUCCUGCCAAAUAAGAAUGACAUGUUAGUGAAAGAAUGAGUUCUCCAUUCUGUUUUCCCACUCUCUUUUUAAAGAAUGUGUUUUCACGUGCUCACUUUUGAAUUUCCUGAGCACUGACGUUUCUGCAAGUAUCAUUAAUAAGGUUUUGUACUUUUUCAAAUGCAGUUUCAGCAUUGCAAUUUCACCAGUUAAAGUUUCAGAGAAAAUUGUUGCGUUUUUCUAAACUUAAUUAUGUUUUUAUCUGUACGAAAAUUAUUUUCAUGGUUGUCUUCUUUCUCUAAUAAAAAGAAAAUACAAACGGG